AAGCGGACAGCUUUCCCACACCCACAUCAGUUCAUCGAAAUCAACCAAACCAAGUGAACAUUACCAAACGAAAAGACGAAAAGAAACAAUUUAAAUCUACAACAUGAGUCCCAACAACGACAACAAGACCACCACUGACUCCUAUGUGGACCAAGCCGCUGACAUGACCAACAAUGCACUACACACGGCCAGGGAUACGGCCACCAGUGCCAAAGACACGGUCAGCCAAGCCAUCUUUGGCAAGGAAAAGUCUUCCUUCGACAAGAAUGUCGACGAAGCCGCCGAAAACACGAAGGAGACCUUGAACAAUGCCCAGGAGCGUGCCCAAGAGCAAAAGGAAGAGAUCAAGGACAAAUAUCGGGAGAUGAACAAGACCGACGAGGAAAAGAAGGAGGAGAAGCGGAAGGAAGAGAGCUUGACCCAUCAAGCCGGUCAAAUGGCCAAUGAUGCCUACACUUAUGUCAAGGACACGGUGGAUCAUGCCGUUCACGGCGAGGAGAAGAGCUCCAUCGACAAGGCCGUGGAUCGGACCGCCGAGGCCACCAAGGACACCGCUCACUCCGCCGAAGAGAAGGCCGAAGAAGUCAAAGAGAAGGUCAAGGGCGAGGAGAAGGAUGACAUUGACCGAAACGUAGAGAAGGCCGCUCAAGAUACCAAGGAGGCCAUUCAUACGACCGAGGACAAGGCGGCCGAGCUGAAAGAGUCUGCCAAUGCCAACUACAACCAAGCGUCAGAUUAUACCCAAAGAAAGAGCUCUGCGGUGGAGGAAGCCGCCACGGACCUGAAGGAUUCGGCUUCCAAGUCUCGAGAAAACAUGUCAGAUCAAAUGCGUAAUGCAACCGACAAAGUGCGAAAUGCCUAAAUAUUCAUUCAUUCUGCAACAUCAUUUUAUGUCAUAGAUCAUUUGCUGGCUUGAGCGUAUAAUAAAACAAACUUAUUCCUGGUU
Molecule: messenger RNA, 946 nt
Organism: Tigriopus californicus
Lineage: Eukaryota; Metazoa; Arthropoda; Copepoda; Harpacticoida; Harpacticidae
Exons: 1
Coding region: 104-862 (252 amino acids)
Source: RefSeq, a predicted model, not a curated record